AUGCAUGACGCAGCGGCCACCAGCGUGGCGCCAGGGCACGAGGAAAUCGAUCUGACCACACUAAACGAACCUGAGGUCGAAACGGAGAGACAUGAAAGCGAGCCAGUGACAACCGACUUGCCCGAUCAGGGAUCCAGGCAUUUUAACACGCACGUGGCGGUCCUAUACGAUGCGUUCACGAACUUCAAGGAUAGAGCAUCGCGCAGAUUUAAGGAACGAGUUAUGACCUUUAUGCGCCAUGAAAAUAACACUAAUACCACCACGAAUGCAAGCAGCACGUCCAGGUCCAGAAGGGAUGUAGAGGGGGGAGAAGUCAGAAGGGCCUCGGAUGUCACUUACGAUUCACUUAUAUUCAAGAUUACCCUCAUACUCGGGUUUGUGCUCCAGUUCCCAGUAUUGUGGGUUGCGGGCAGUGUUCUGUUCAUGAUGACAAGCAACUUCAAGGCCAGCACCAUAAAGUGGGGAUGCGUCAACAUCUUUCUCUCCGUCAUAUCAAUUAUGUAUAUGGUUCAACAGUGGCAAGCGCAUUCAUCAAAGUUAUUAUACAACCCCGUCGCUGACGAAGCCAUCAUAUUCGAAUCGAACAGGGCACAGCAGCACUGGUAUUCUGCAAUAUCCGAAGAUAAUCAGCUGAUGGUGCUGAAAGAAUUCCACGCUUUAAAAGGACAGCGGUGGGUCGCACAGGCCGAUGGUCAUUCAACGAGUGGAUUCACCACCGUUGAACUGGGGGACGAUAAAUGCUUAGCCAAUCCGGACAAUGUGAAGGACGGAUACGGUAUCUAUAUCUCUAACGGAAAGGAAGUGGAGAUCGAUGGUUGGAUACAGUUCGGUGCCAUCCUCUCGAAUUCUUUUACAACGAAACGAUCAGAUCUUCUUGUGAGGUACGGAGUGGCCGGAAAAUACCCCGUCACAUUCCAACCCUACGACUCUCCCAUAUUCGAUAUUGGAUUGAAGUGCACCAAUGGGAAGGGGAAGGUUGUUUGGAUCGGCGUGAGCGCGUCGAAAGCAAACCAAAAGGGAAUAGAGUCCAACGUAUUUCGCCUGCAAGGGGCGCACUCGUGCUUACUUGCAUACACCACAACGGGGUCACGCCCUCUGGUGCAUAGCGCCUAUAUUAAAACGCUCUGA
Babesia bigemina is the source of this 1128-nucleotide messenger RNA. RefSeq lists its product as hypothetical. The transcript has 4 exons. NCBI's taxonomy places the organism in Eukaryota, Apicomplexa, Aconoidasida, Piroplasmida, Babesiidae. Bases 1 to 1128 code for a protein of 375 amino acids. The record is from RefSeq and is a predicted model, not a curated record.